AGUCAGGCACGGUUCGGUUUUCAAAAGAGGAACUUCUUCCCUUGUGGCGGUUUCCAGGCCAAAAGAAGUUGGAAAUCUUCCCCAGAACACUUUAAGAGAACUGCAUCAGACUCCGACUUAAUCUGGCCCAUCAGACUUAGGACAUCACCGGGAUAUACCGUUGUGUUUGACAACAGCAGAACUGCAGCAGAAAAAACUCAUGGAGAAGAAGGAAAAGGAGCUGAGAGAUGCCGCCGGGCGAGGUGAGGAGGACAGAGUUAAACAGCUCCUGGCUGAGGGAGUCAAUGUCAAUGCUGCCAGUUAUGAGAGAUGGACUGCUCUCACCUUUGCAUCACACUACGGCCACACAGGAACUGUACAGGCUUUACUCACAGCUGGAGCGACAAUCAACACACGAACCAACAUGAAUGAGACUCCCCUUCAUCAUGCAGCAAAGAGAGGACACCCCGAGUGUGUCAGAGUACUGCUGAGGGCUGGAGCCAACACUAUUAUUAGGAACGAUGACAAUUAUAAUAAGACAGCAAAAGAAGUUGCAGUACAAGAGGAUGUGCAGCAGGUGUUCCAGGUGUUUGAAGCUCUUCAACCAAAAGUUGUUGAUGGCUUGCUCACUAUUGACCUCCGUGGUAGAGGACUGACCUCCGUGCCAGCCGACGUGUUUGACAACAGAGAUGUCGAACAUCUUGUCCUGUCUAACAACAGGCUGAAGAGCAUACCUGAGGAGAUAGGGCAACUACAGAAGCUUCAGAGGCUUGAACUUGACAACAACCUUCUGACACAACUGCCCCAGGCAAUCACCACUCUACCCAACCUACAGGUCAUUGACUUGUCACACAACAAGUUGGAAACAUUGCCUGAUGGAUUCUCCAGGUUAAAACAACUUCAGCAUCUCAACAUCCAGAACAAUGUAUUCAAAGAGAUACCAGAGGAAGUCUGUUCACUUCUUCAACUCAGGUUCUUGGACGUGGGAGACAACCCCCUCAAGUGUCUUCCUGACAAGAUAUCUCAGCUCAAAGAACUGCUAAGGCUUCAUAUAAAUGAUUGUCAGUUUGAUGAGUUCCCCAGACAGGUGCUGCAGCUGGAGGGUCUAAACACGCUAUACAUGGGGAACUGGGCUGGGCAGGGUAAACCUUCACUUGUUCCUGAAGACAUCGGCAGACUGAAGAGCCUACAAGUCUUAGAUCUGGAGAAUAGUGGCCUGGAGUCAUUACCGGAUGGUGUUGGGGAACUGUCAGAACUGUUGGAGCUUAACAUUGCUGGAAACAUAUUCAAAUCAGUUCCUGAACAAGUCAUGAGCCUGUCCAACAUCAGGGAGCUCAACUUGUCACGUAACAGAAUUUCCCGCCUUCCCUUGAAUCUGGGCCGAAUGACCCAAAUUAUGAUCGUGGUCAUUGGAGUCAACCCCCUGAUAUAUCCCCCUCCUGAUGUCUGUAAGAAAGACACAGCCGCCAUCAUGGACUUCCUCAGAAGAGAGCUUAAGAAAAAGGAAGAUAAAGAACUGAGGAAGCUCUUCUCCCGUUUCUCGAAAAAUGUGACCAAAGCACACGAGGUGGAAGAUCUGGCCGGAGCACUUGGGCUUUCCACAGAUGAGGCUUCAAAGACCCAAACACCAAGUUCCCAGGCCAACAAGGUACUGUUGAAGUGGAUGGAGACAGACAGUGAAGCAUCCAUGGACAAGCUUCAGCAGGAGCUGAGUGACUUUGGCAUGGACCGUCUGGCAAAGGAGGCAGGCAGGGUUAAGGUCAAACCAGUUAAGCGGCCAGCAGAUACAUCAGGUGGGCCACCAGCCAAGCAUCUGGCAGCCGGAGGGUCUUCUGGUGACGGGCAGCAGGAGGACAAGUGGGCACAGCUGAUGGAGGAAAACAACACGUUGAAAGCCGAGGUAGAAAAACUACGAGGCCAGAAGUCAACAAGUCAAGAUGGAGCUGAGCAUCCUGUGGCCAAGUCUGUGCUGAUGGUUAGCCAUGAGUAUGGUAAAUUUCAUGGAGGUCCUUCUACCACGAACCAUCAGGUUGCAAAGUUUCUGCAACAGCAUGGUGCUACAGUUCAUGCUACGGCUCUGCAAGCAUCUGAAGAAGACAAGAAGUGUGCCAAAGAGGAUGGUAUCAUUCUGCAUCUGCCUGCCCGCCAUCCCAGGGACCUGAGGCCACCAUGUCCUGAAUGGUUGACUUUUGACCACAUCAGUCGUUACCCAGACAUACCACAGGAUCUGAAGUGCAUUGUGGGCCAUGCAGAUGUCACAAGUGGAGCUGCAAAGAGCAUACAAGAGAACCGCUGUCAACACGCAAAAUUGGUCCUUUUUAACCACGACAUGCCAGAAGACACAGAGUACUACAAGGAAACUAAGGAGGCGAUGGCUGCAGGGAAGAAGAUGGAAGACAUCCUCGAGGAUGCCAAGAAUGCAGAUGCCGUGUUCUCAUUGGGAGGAAGAAUCUACGAUCACUUCGAGACAAAGUACAGGUCUCUUGGAGAAAGCAAACCAAGAGAACACUUCUUGUUUCUUCCAAGACCAUCCCCAGUGUUUGAAGCCAUCUCUGUCAGACCAGGAGGAGGACAGAAAGUCGUGCUGUCUGUCGGGAGAGUGACCAAAGUGGACAAGCUGAAAGGCCAUGACCUGGUAGCACAGUCCAUGGGGCAGGUUGCAGAGAAGAUUACAAAUGUCAGUUUGCGUGUUCGUGGGAUAGAUGAAAAUGACUGGGAAGCAAGCAAGAGAAUCCUGGAGGAGAAUCUGCACAGUGGUAAGAUCAAACCCACACUACUGCCGUGUGGAAGCCAGGAGGACAUCGCUCAGGACAUGCAGCAGGCCCACCUGGUCCUGAUGCCGUCCCGUGCCGAGCCGUUCGGACUGAUCGGUCUGGAGGCCAUCGCAGCAGGCAUCCCCGUACUCAUCUCUGACAAGUCAGGUCUAGCAGAUAUGAUCAGGGACUUGAUUGAGGAGAAGAAAUGCCAUCCAGACAUGAGGCACAGGAUCGUGAAAACAAGCGUGAGGGAGUCCGACCAAGAUGUCACCGCAAAGUUAUGGGCAGAGAAGAUCGUUGAUACCUUGAAGUACUCUGACUUUGAAUUUGAGAAGGCAGCAGAGUUCAAGAACAAGCUGUUGGAGUCCAAGUACUGGGAAGAAUCACACCAAAACCUGCUGCGGGUCUGUGGAUUGAUUGACUGAUCAUGUCCUCUCAGCCAUGCAUCAGGUUUUGCAUCACUGAUUGUGAUGCACAGACUUUUUUAAUGUCAUUUGUACUGCAUGUGUGUGUUUAUGUGCCAAAGUCUGACUUUUUGCAUUACUUGACAGUGUCCUCAUCUAUUAGUUGCCAGGACAUCAUAGAUGUAUUGUGUGUAUGAUGAAAAAAAUAUGGAGUGUUAGUUCACAUGAAACGUAGUAUUAUACAUUUUUAAACAAUGUAUGAUAGAAUAUAUACAGUACUGAAGAGUAGCUACAUAGAUGGUUUAUUGGUAUCAAUUAAGUAUUUGUACAUUGUACAUUACAAACAUGAAAUGCAACAUUUCUUACUCCUGACAUAAUAAUUGUUGGCCAUGAGUUGAUAGUACAUACAGGACUCUGUACAAACAAUAUCUAUGCAUGCCUUGACUUUCAUGACACUUUGAUGUGCUUAGGGUGACCUUUAAUGUUGCUGUUGUUACUGAGGGUGUACAGUUCUCUAACCCAAACAAACCAACUGUGAAAGCAACAACACUGAUGUUUUGUGCACCUUUCAAUAUGGCUACUUUCUUAUGGCUUUGAAAUUACACAGAUAAAUCACACAAUAGUACAA
Branchiostoma belcheri (Belcher's lancelet) is the source of this 3767-nucleotide messenger RNA. RefSeq lists its product as uncharacterized. Bases 200 to 3160 code for a protein of 986 amino acids. Gene Ontology annotation, biological process: apoptotic process; proteolysis; signal transduction. Gene Ontology annotation, cellular component: cytoplasm. The record is from RefSeq and is a predicted model, not a curated record. Gene Ontology annotation, molecular function: protein binding. The transcript is spliced from 11 exons. NCBI's taxonomy places the organism in Eukaryota, Metazoa, Chordata, Leptocardii, Amphioxiformes, Branchiostomatidae.